Molecule: messenger RNA, 8516 nt
Organism: Bactrocera oleae (olive fruit fly)
Lineage: Eukaryota; Metazoa; Arthropoda; Insecta; Diptera; Tephritidae
Source: RefSeq, a predicted model, not a curated record
AGUUAGAGUUCGUGUUUUGGCUGGGACGGGUGAAAACGCCCAGUGCAACGGAUAGUGUGACGGUCUUAAUUAAGUAAAUGAAGUGCUAAAGCCUGAAAGGAUAAUUGGAGUGCCGUAAAAUCACUAAUGGCAAAACAAAAGACUGAAGCGAGCAACUCGAUACUUAAUAAUUGUUUGCUAAUUUUUACUAGAGAUUGAAAAUAAAUAAAUAAAUGGUGGUGAAAUGACUUAAUAUAUAGAAAAGUUAAAUAAAAAGUAUACAUUUUUAAAUAUUUCAAAAAUUUUAAAAUAUUUAAAAAAUAUAUUUACAGUUAAUUUGAUUGACAAAAAUGUGGUUGUGAAAUUCAAAACCUGAUUUCCCUUCUAUAAGAAUUGUGUCAAAACGAUUGAAUUACAGUAACCUUAAUUGGGUGCGCUGAAAAAAUCAAAUAAAAUACCGUUCAUCUUUGGUGAGCAAUAUAAAACGCGAAGUGAUAAAAUCAACGCUCCCAGCAAAUCGGCAAAUCGUCAAUUUGUGAUUAAAUAAGCGCCGAAAAAUCGUAAAAUCGUCAAUAGCACACUGCCACAUUGUUGAUGUGCAAAAAGUAACAACAACAAAUCGCUAUAAAAGCGUACAAAUACAUUGCUGACGAAACAGGGAAGUGCAAUUGAAACAAAAUUAAAGCGAACGUAACAAGUAAAAAAAAAAACAAAAAAAAAUAUUCAUUCAAACGAAUUAAAUUAGCAUUACAUAGAGCCUAAGCAUAAAGAGAAAACAACAACAAAAUAGAUUGCAUUUAACACACACACACACACAAACACACAUACGAAAUCUAAUCCCAGCGCAUACUAAAAAUUCCGCAAAAAUCCGCAAUGUAUGCGCUUUACGGUAAACGAAGAAAAAGUGCCAACAAGAUGCCAGCAACAGCAACAACAAGAACACAACAUUUGCGUCUAUUGCUCAUCAGCGCAUUUUGUGCAUUACUCUUGGUCGCUGCACCAGCGGCCAAUGCACAGGAAUUGCCGAGUAACGAUGCAAAUGUAGCUGCCACAACUGUGCCUAGUAAUGAAACUGCAAUUGUAACAGCAAUGCGCGAUGAGGCCAUCACAACACUGCCGGUAAUUGCUGCAGCGGAGUUGAAGUCUGGCGUGAAUGCAACGUCUUUACAUGGAGACGAAACUGACAUGAAGACGUCUACAGAUGCCGUGGAGCAGUCCACUGACGCUGUGUUGAUUGACGUGAGUUCAACGACUGCUGCCUCAUCAACUACUCCUGCUGUUGCAACAGCAACAACUACAACGUCAGCAGUAUUACGAGAUGAGGCACAAUUGUUAACAACGACGGAGGCCGCAGCGACGAUGACGUCAGCAGUUGCGGCAACAGAAGUGGGUGCGCAUGAGGAGAGCACUAAUGUGGUGCACAACAUGAAUGUUGUUGAUACUGCCGUCAGUUCGACAGGAGCAUCAUCAACAGAGGUACCACAUUCUGGUGCAGAAACGACAUUAUCGGCGCAGCAUGACGAUUCAGCUGCGCCAAGCACUGCGACCACCAACAAUAGUGCACCUGCGCCACCAUCUGGCUUGCCGGUGACCACAAUAGAACCUAUCGGCACAACCGAGCCAACAACCACGCCCACUUAUGAGUAUAGCAGCGAGCGGCAGGCAAAGGAGCAUAAAGAACAUGAUAGCGACAUUAAUGCGCAUCAAACAAUAACAACAACAACGACUAGCGCAACGCCUGAACGGAAUGAAGCAAUUAUAGUACCACAUGUAUUGGCCGAGCAUGCGCAUCAGAUUAUCGAAGAGGAGAAGGCUGAGCACAAUCACAAUCACACACACUUGACAAAAUAUGAUGCAGAACAUAUACAACAUAUACACGGACACCAUGGACACGAUAAUGCACACGAACACGAGCACGCACAUGAUUACGAGCACGUACAUAGUGAUGACGAAGAUCACACUUAUCAUGAUGUUGCGCAUGUUGAACAUACGACACAUGAUCACAUUGAUGAAGAGCACUCGACGGAGCAUGUGAUAUCCUCAACUUCGAAUGACAUUUUUGCCGAAAAUAAAGAACCCAAUCAACCGUUAGAUUUACAGCCUGUUGGCGUUACCAAGAUUAGAGUGGACGAACAUGACGCACACAGUGAAGAGAAGAUUAUACAAGCGCCCGCUGAAGUGUUGAUUAACCAGAUAUCACAUGAAUUCGAAGAGGACAAGGAUCUGAAUAAUUUCCGUCAUCCGGCAACUUUGAUCACCGCCAGCAAUAGCGAUGAAUCGAUGAUGGCCGCCAUGAUGGCUGCAGCAAUGCAGAAAGAAAACGAAAGUGAUAGCACAGCUACAGGUGCUGCUGGUGACGCAACUGCGACACAACACGAAGACGAUCCCUAUCAUGCGCAUAUACUCUCCGAGCAACACGAGCGCUUGUCGGAGCAGGAAGAUUUUAAAUUAAUCUCCGAAGACAUGAGUAGUUCGACAGAAGCGGCCGCAGCCGUUGCGAGCGAGAUGACAACCAAAUCAGCUGCAGAGAAUGUUGAGAAAAUGAUCAACACCGAAGAGAGUAAAACGAUUUUUGUGCCAACAAUGACUGAAUUGAACACGACAAAUGAGGAACGUGGACGCGCAAUGAAUAUUGUGCACGAAGAUGUUAAAGAAGAAGUGCCCACAACAACAACAACAAAAUCUAACGUCAAUGAAGAAUCAAUUGUGGUGCCGGUCGUUGAAGGACAGUCUCACGAUCAUAUUCAUACGCACGAUCAUAUGGCCGUACAAACAGCGCCAACAAAAAUAGCCAGCAACAAUAUGGAAAGCAACAACAGUGCUGAAAUGCAUAAUAACCAUGACGACUCACCAUCAACACCAUUCCCACAACAUUUCUUCUAUCAUGGCGAAGGCCGCUCUGUGGGCGAUAGCAUUUCGGCGGAGAACGACGAUGUACCAUUGAACUAUCAUUACCACAACUUUGUGACCACGGAACGCGAUAGCAACAACAACACCAACAAUAAUAGUGUUGCACAUAAGAGUGGUGCUUUGGUUGACUUGAGCGAUAUCAGUAUGGAUGAUGACGAUCAAAUGGAUAUGACGCACAACACCUACGAACAACAGCAACAAUACAAAGCAAAUCAGCCUAUGGCACACAACCCAAACAAUCAUAGCGCCAAUAAAGAGUUGCAACAACAACAAGAUGAACAUGAACAUCAGUUGAAGAUCACUGAGGUUACAUCAGCGAUAGUGGGCGCGGCCGCCAUGCAUCAAGACUGCACCGGCAGCGAUGACAGAAUGUACAAGAAUGGCGAAACAAUGAAUCGCGGCUGCGAUGAGCGUUGCACAUGCAAUCGCGGCGAAUGGAUUUGUGAACCCCGUUGCAUGGGUAAUACAUUCAAACUGGUUGGCGGUGCACCACAUAUGGAUGUGACUCACUGUCAGCAGGUGGCUGUGGAUGAAUGUUGUGCGACCAUGGAAUGCGGUCUAUUGCCCACAAUGGGUGCAUCAGAAUUGAAUGCUGAAGGUGGACUGAAUGCCUCCGCUCAAGCGCCACGACCCGAUUGCCACUACAAAGGCAGCGUGUACAAAUUCCGCGAGCGUCUCGAAAUCGGCUGCGAACAGAUCUGCCAUUGUGAAGAGGGCGGCGUAAUGAAUUGCAAAUCGCGUUGUCCGGAACGCAAUCACACGCGACUCGACAAGUGCGUGUACGUGAAGGAUCCAAAGGAUAUCUGUUGUCAAUUGGAGUUAUGCGAUGUCACGCUGGACGAUCACGAACAAACGGCCUCACCGCCGACAGCGCAAAAUUCGAUUGGCGACGAGCAAUAUGGUUCGGAGGAGGCGCGCGAUAUAUCCGGUGCCGGUGGUGGUGAAGAAGCAGCCGAUUGUGAAUAUAAGGGUCAACAUUAUCACGAUGGUCAGCAGUUCCAUGAUGGCUGUGAACAAUUAUGCAUUUGUACGCAAGAAGGUGUACAUUGCGCCAAGCUACAGUGUCCAUCUACAUUCGGUUUGGAUCUAAUGAAUCCGCAUUGUUUGCGUUGGGAACCGGAACCGGCAAAUUUUGAGGCAAAAGCGCCGAAUUGCUGUCCGGAAAAAAUGCGUUGCGUGGAUAAUGGCACGUGCAAUUACUUGGGUCACACCUUCGACAAUUGGUCGCCCAUACCAACUAAUCUGACUGGUUGUGAACAGCAUUGUUAUUGUGAGAACAGUAAGGUAGAAUGCCGUCCGGCCUGCCCGCCAGUGCUUGCUCGACCGCCACCCGAUUUGCCUUGCCAUCUAGCGCUGGCGCGCAUUUUACCCAUACCCGGCGAAGAAUGCUGCAAGCAUUGGGCCUGCGCGCCAUUGACGCCCAAACUGAGCGGUAGUAGUGCUAAUGGCGAUGAAGCAUCGUCCACAGUGGCAACGCCCAUGCAUGCCUUCAAUGGUGAAGGAAUUCACGACUUAAGCGCGUCAUCCACCGAAGAGCCGAAUAGUACUGGCAGUAUAACGACACAUGUCUCCAAUGACAAAAAUGAUAUAUAUCCAAGUAAAGCACAUGAGAAACCCUCCGGUCGACCCGGUGACGCAUUCUAUCCCACCAUCGAUGGUAAACCGCCGAAGAACGUUUCGCCUUAUGGUGAUUCACGUCCUGAGAAACAUGAUAAGCAUGAAAAGUUUGUCAAGAAACCAGUUAUUGUCAAACCGCAGCAAAAUGAGGUUAAAUACGAUGUGCACGAGCCGCAAGAUGAACACGACACCGUGCCACCCGGUUUCAUACCUAUACAUUUAGGCAGACCUGGCGGUAUUGGCAACGUCGUAAACUACAAUCCGCAGCCACCAACAGCCGGUCAAAAUGUUCCAUAUGGCUUUUACAAUCCAGCACAACCACCAAAAGAUCGCUUUGAUCCCUAUAAUUCCUACGAACCGUACGAUAUCAGCCCGAAUGGCAUCGCACAGGGUAAACCACCCGCACCAACUAGUCAAUCGGAUCUGUUUAAUAUUAUAGGUGCUGGACCACCAGCCGCACAUCCAUCGGGCAUUCUCGGUGCUGGAGGACCGUCUAGUUCACCGCCCGGUUUCAAAGGUGCACCAGCCAAUUUGUCGCCUCACGUGCGCAUCGAGCACAUUUUACAACACUUGCAGCACACGCCCGUACAGGGUGCCUAUAUAGCAAACUAUGGGCAUGGCAAUGAGAGUGGCGCCAAUGGUGGGUUGCCACAACAGCAACUAAUACACCACCAACAACCGGGCCAACCACCAAUGCAUCCACAAUAUGUGCCCAUUGUGCAUAGUGGCUUGCCACCGCCACCACCACCGCAUGGUAUUGCGAUUGUCGAUGGCCAACCCGUGGCUUAUGGAGGUUUUCCAGUAGUACCUGGCCUAGGACAGCCACCACAUAAUCCUCAUGCGCAUCCAGUGAAUGUGCCAAGCAACAGCAAUACUAAUAAUAAUAGCAAUUUACUGCAGCAUCAACAAACACCGGAACAAACGGCGAGUGGUUCUACCACUUUUGCGGCAACCACCAGCGCUGUGGGCUUAACCGCGCAAUCCACCGAACAUGGCGUGCUACCGGCAAUUGCUGCGACCGCAGUGCAUCCCAGUCAAAAAGGCUUCAACAAUCUGCAAAGCGGCAUUGAAGUUCUCAAUCUGGAAGCCAUUGAUCCACGUACCAUACGCAUAAUUUUCACCGUACCGCCCACUUAUGUCAAUCUGCACGGUCGCGUCGAGCUGCGUUACACAAAUGGUCCCGGCAAUGAUACUACUAAUUGGGAGCAACAAAUCUUUGCGCCCCCCGAAGAUCUGAUUGCUACUUCGCAAAUGGAAUUCGAUCUUCCCGGAUUGGAACCAAAUUCGUUGUACAAGAUUAAGAUUACACUUAUUUUACGCGAUUUGAACUCACAACCGACAAGUCCGAUUUUGACAGUGACCACACCUGCCGAUCGCAUAAUUACACCACCACCACAAAUCUCAGAUUAUCGUCCAGACUUCAAGGAUGUCUUCAAAAAUAUAGAAGAUCCAGAGUUGAAUGUGAGCGAGACCAACUCUACAUGGUUACAAUUAACAUGGAAGAAGAUCGCCGAUGAACAACUGGAAUAUAUUGAUGGUAUACAAUUGCGUUACAAAGAGCUGACCGGUCAGAUUUAUUUAUCCACACCGCUGGUGCAUCGCACACUCACCAGUUAUACAAUUGAGAAUUUACAACCGGAUACUGGUUAUGAAAUUGGCCUAUUUUAUAUACCAUUGGCGGGGCAUGGUGGUGAACUUUUGGCUGGUCAUAUGAUUAAAGUGCGUACCGCGCCUAAGGUUGAUGUCUACAACUUUGAUGUUAUGGUUAAUGUGACUAAGGUGAAGUCGCAGAGUGUGGAGGUCUCAUGGAAUGGUGUGCCAUAUCCGGAAGAUAAAUAUGUAAAUAUUUAUCGUGCUAUCUACCAGAGUGAUGCCGGCAAGGAAGAUUCGAGCGUUUUCAAGGUAGCCAAACGUGAUAGUACCACGGGUACACUGAUUAUGGACUUGAAACCUGGCACUAAAUAUCAUCUCUGGCUAGAGAUGUAUCUAACAAAUGGCAACAUUAAAAAGAGUAAUGUAGUGAACUUUAUGACAAAGCCAAGUGGACCUGCGACACCGGGAAAAACUGGAAAACUGCUCACAGCCAGUGCUGGCGGUGAUCAACCAGUCGGAGAUUACUAUGGACCGCUGGUAGUCGUCUCAGUAGUUGCUGCAUUAGCGAUUAUGUCGACAAUUGUACUGUUACUGAUUUUAACUAGGAGACGAGUACAUCAAACAGCGUCUAUAACGCCACCACGAAAGAGUGAUGCAGCCUAUGAUAAUCCUUCUUAUAAGGUGGAAAUACAGCAGGAGACAAUGAAUCUGUAGCAUUUCUAAGCUCAUAAGCUGCGUGCGAAGUUUCUGUCCAAAGGCCAGGCAGAAUAAAAAUUACGAAUCCUAGUUGUAUUAGAAAUUAGGAAUACGUUUUUCACAUUAUUAUUUUAUCAAGUUUUUUUUUAGUACACCUUUAUUUUAUACCUUUAUUUUUGUUUAAUUACUUGCAUUACUUUUGUAAAUAUUUUGUAUUCAAUGCAUAUUUUUUUGAUUACCUUUAUUAUAAUUACUUUUUGCCGUCAAUUAUAAUUGAAAUCAUUAUUUUUUUUUACCUGUAUGUGAAACUUAAGUGUGCGUUCUCUUUGAAUUUCGUAUGAAAGCAGUGCCAACAAAUAAGCAUAUUCAUGAAUAACAAUAAAUAGAAUUUUCGCUUUGGCAUGCAGUUAUCUAAUAGUUAGAAUUUUGUAAGAAGCAAUGGUAGCAAUACUUAAAAAUUGUAGUACUUUGUAAUACUUGUAUUACAAAAAAAAUACUUAUAUUCUAUAAAAGCCAUGAAAACAAAAUUAAUAUUUUCCUUUUAUUAUUUAAGUGUAAGGCUUUAUUCCGUUUUUUGUUUUUAAUAUUUCAUACUAAUUAUUUUUUGUAUAAUUUUUUUGUUUUUUUGCUUAACAGCAGUGCUUGCUAUUAUCUCGUAACGUAUUUAAAAAUAUUUUUGUAUGUAAAUAGAAAGUAAAAUAAAAGAAAACAGCUCAAACACCAAGCAAAACGUUUCUAAUGUAAUUUGUGGUAAUUAUUUAAUUAAAUUAUUUUCUUAAUUUUGAAUUUUUUUAUAAAAAGAAAUAAAAAUGCCUAAAAUAAACCCUUUUUGAAAUACCAAAAAAAAAAUUACAAAACAGAAAUUGAAAAAUAUUUAAUUAACGUUUUUCAUUUAUUGAAAAUUGAUUUGUGAAAAUUUAUAUAAGUGAUACCUUAUUUACAAUUUCUCUUCUUAUACGACAUUAAAAUGUUUAUUAGGUGUUUACAGUGCUUGCAUAUAUUAUAUUAAAAGAAAAAACUACAUUUAAAAUGUUCCAAAAUUUCAUAUUAAAUUAUAAACGUUUUGCAAUAAGGUAUUAAUUUCUUUCAAAAAAAAAAUUGAUAUAUAUUUAUUAGAAAUAAAAUAUAUUACUUUGUUCUUUAUUUCUGUAUACUUAUAUGAAAGAUUUUCAAAAUGGCGUUAUAAACUUUAGCUUUACUCAUGCAUACCUAGUAAUUAUCGAAAAGUAUUUAAGUAUAAUAUUAAUUGUGAAAUUACUUAUAAAAAUAAAAUAUACAUAUAAACAUAUAAACGAAUGCAUAUUGCUAGUUUUUUUUAGCCGAAAAUUGUAUGAGCCAUUCGCAUAAUCCAGUUGCAAUAGCCAAUGACAAUCCCCGCAAAAAACAUUCAGAAGCGCUAAGUAAAUUAUAAAAAUAACAUUAUUUGCAAUAAAACAAUUUUUAGUGAGAGAAAAAACUGCUGAAAAUUUUAUAGAUUUAAUAUGUUAGCAUAUAAAUACUCAUAACUAAAUAAUUGCUUGUAUGUACAGAUGUAUGCAAAGAAAUGUUAAAAUAUAUUGAAAACGCACAAUUUGUGUAGAGACAUGUUGGUCAUGCGUAAGAGAGCGAAGUUUAUAAUAUAGAUUUAAGUUUAUAUUGAGAUAUGUAAAGCCUGUAAUAAGCGAUAUAUACUUUAUGAAAUAAAUAAAGUCGAUAAAUUACAUACACAGAUAUACAAUGAA